AGUACAGAUAAAAAGUCUUCUGUCAGGCGCGUGCACUUCGCACAGUCCCGUCACUUAAGGCAAAGGGGAUAUAUAUAAUAAAUGUGUAUGGAUUAUAAUUCAAGACUAAACCUCCGAAGUGAAAACUUUUUAGAUCGUUGCCCCGUUAAAAAGUGUGAUACUCUGAUUAAUUGCAUUUCUGUUUUAUUAUUUUGCUUUGCUAAAUAGUCCAUAUGGCUCAUUUCCCAAGCAUGGACGACAAGUGUGCUGUUUUACAUUUAUCGCGUCUGCAGCUGGACGACUUGAUCUUGGAUCAUCUCACGGACAGUAAAAGACAACAAAUCCAGCAGCUGCAUCUCACUUUUAAUCGUUUAUUGCUUCUUCCACCUUCUGUUUGUUUCCUGUCUAACCUGGAAUAUCUGGACAUCAGCAACAAUGCACUCACAGUCAUGCCAGAGGACAUUAUGCGCCUAACAAACCUGAAGACGUUUGUAGCAAAGAACAAUCUUCUGGACGAGUCCUCGUUCCCUAAAGAGUUUGAACGCAUGCAGGUGGAGACUCUGAAUCUGAGUGGGAACAGGUUUGGGGAGAUUCCCGUGCAGUUUCUCAAAAUGACCACACUACAGUCCCUGUCACUUGGAGGAAACAGACUGAAGACUAUCCCGGCAGAAAUAGAGAAACUGACCAGUCUGGAGUUGCUGUAUUUGGGAGGGAACCUCAUCUCCUUCAUCCCACCUGAGGUUGCUAACCUCACCAGUCUGAGAUAUCUGGUUCUAUGUGACAAUCGCAUCCAAAGCAUACCGCCCCAGCUCAACAAACUACACUCCCUGCUCUCUCUCAGUCUCCACAACAACCUGCUGACUUUCCUCCCUCGUGAGAUCCUCAGCCUCGUCCAUUUGCAGGAGCUCAGUCUGCGUGGAAACCCUCUUGUUGUGCGCUUCAUCAAGGAUAUGACCUACGACCCUCCAUCCUUGACGGAGUUGGCAGGACGCACCAUCAAGUCCCAGAACCUUCCGUUCAGCUCGUGUGACCUACCGUCCAAUCUGAACCAUUAUUUAAACUUGGCUAGCAAAUGUCCCAACCCAAAGUGUGCAGUGUUCCUCUCCCUGCAGCUCAAACCCACAGAGCGACGCGGAGUCAGAGGAGGAGAACAGCGUCCCUGCAGACAGGCUCCAGAGAGUGCUGCUGGGAUAGGACAGACUGACCAGUUACCUGUCACAGCAUUUCCAUUAAAUACUUAAUUUCAUGUUUUUGUAGACCAAUUAAAUGCUAAAAACACUUUGACCCAUAAGAGAUGGGUUUUAGAACUGUUUUAGUGACUGGACAAAAAAAAACAUACUGGCUAUUUAGCUUAACUGUGAUUAAUACAGGUAGAUUUAAACUGUAAAUCAAACUUAAAGUGAUAGUUGCCUCAAAAAUGUUGUCAUUUUCUCAUUGUCAUGUCACACUACUUCAGAUAUGUCACAAAUACUUUUCUUUGGAUGAUUUUAAAAGACAUUUGAUAUUGUAUAUUGUCACAUGGACUACUUUUAUAGUUAUUUUAUGGUGUUUUUGUCUGUUUUUGAUCAUUUAACUUUUGCGUUUCAUGGAGAACAAAAGCUAAUUGGUUUGAAAUCUCACAAGGGUGAGUAAAAAAGAAAAAGAAAAAAAAGAACCUACUAAUGAUUCCUACUAAUGUUUCUCAUUAGGCAUCUGAAACAUUUGCAUCUUGCCUAAAACAGUAUUUUGAGUAGGUCAGCUUGACAUGCAAUCAGAGAACAAAGGACCGCUUUGCACCUCUGGAAAAUGUGAUCAAUACGUGAACAGUUACUCUUUGAGCUCUUCUUUGUAUUGAUUGUUAAUCUCCCCUAAUUUUUCUGUCCAAGGGUCAGGUUAUAGACUAUGAUUGCUACUUCGCACAAUUUGAAAAUGAAUGGAAAGCUGUUAUUCAUGACAACCUUGUAAAUAGUUACACGCCAAAGGACACUUUUUGUAUUUUGUCUCCUUGUCAGAAGUUUGGUUUGAGAUCAGUAUUAAAUGGUUUACUGUCUCUAAAAGAGUUCAUAAUGACCUCAAUAGUAAUAAAACGUAGAUAUCAUUCUCCUUUGAUGAUAACUUA
Molecule: messenger RNA, 2077 nt
Organism: Carassius auratus (goldfish)
Lineage: Eukaryota; Metazoa; Chordata; Actinopteri; Cypriniformes; Cyprinidae
Product: leucine-rich repeat-containing protein 58-like
Exons: 4
Coding region: 213-1220 (335 amino acids)
Cellular component (GO): cytoplasm
Molecular function (GO): protein binding
Source: RefSeq, a predicted model, not a curated record